AUGUGCAAAACAUAUUUUAAAUCUCCAAAUCUGAAGGCAAGAAUUGUUGAAUUGGAGUCGGCAUUGGGAGAUGAGCGAAAGAAGUCGGAAGAGUUGCAGUUCUCGGUAGACGAGGCACAGUUUUGUGGCGAUGAAAUGAAUGCCCAGUCCCAGGUCUACAAGGAAAAGAUCCACGAUCUGGAGUCAAAAAUCACACAAUUGGUUUCUGCUACGCCCAGUCUGCAAAGUAUUCCACCACCGGCCCCGCCUCCAGAUGAUAGCGCUUUCAAGGAGGAGAUUGCUAAACUGCAGGAGAAGUUGAACGUUCAGCAGAAGGAGACUGAAUCUCGAAUUGCCGAAACGCUCGAGGAGGAACAGCGAUUGAGGGAAAAUGUUAAGUACCUGGAAGAACAAAAUGCCACUCUUCAGUCCGAAUUGGUUGCAAAAGAUGAGUCCCUUGAGAAGUUCUCCCUCUCGGAGUGUGGAAUCGAAAAUCUACGCAGGGAACUUGCACUGCUCAAGGAGGAAAACGAAAAGCAAGCUGAGGAGGCACAGACUGAUUUCGCUCGAAAACUUUCUGAAAAAUCCAGUCAGCUGGAAAAAGUCACCGCCGAAUUGCAGAGCUUGAAAGCAGCCUCCGAUUCUCUGGAAAGCGAAAGGGUUAACAAAACCGAUGAAUGCGAGAUUCUUCAAACCGAAGUGCGAAUUCGGGAUGAGCAAAUCAAGGAGCUAAGUCAACAACUCGAUGAGCUAACCACCCAAUUAAAUGUACAAAAAGCGGAUAGUUCGGCUCUGGAUGAUAUGCUUCGAAUGCAACAGGCGGGAAGUGAAGAAAAAUCGACUCUCUUAGAGAAAACCGCUAAGGAGCUAAGUCAAUUUAAAGAAGAGGCUUUGAAAAAUCAACAGGAAAAAGAGCAUCUUGAAAAGCAAUUAACUGAAUUAAAGCAAUUAGCGGAACAAGAAAAACUAGUCAGGGAAAAGGCUGAAACUGAAAUUAAUGAAAUAAAAUUAGAGAAAGUAACCAUAGAGCAGCAAUUGGCUUCGAAGCAUACUGAGCUUGAGGACUUCCAAAAGAAAUUGUCUGAAACAGAGGCUCAUCUUCAAGAAAACAAAGAUCUAAGUACUCAAAAAGAUCUUAAAUUAGUUGAAUCUGGGGACUCCCUUAAGCAAUUGCAGCUUCAGUUAGAUGAGAAAACCGAAGCCCAGGAAAAACUCUUGGCCGACGUGGAAGAACUGAAGAAAAAUCAGGAGACGGCUCUAAGCCAGAAGGAUCAGGAACUACAGCAGCUCCAAGCGAAGUCAGUUGAGUACGAAGAAGCUCUGAAAUCCACUCAACAGCAAUUGGAGCAACUUCAACAACAGUCAGCCGCAUCUGGAGAAGAGGGAUCCAAGAAUUUGGCCAAAUUGCAGGAAGAAAUUAGUCAGCUUAAAGCCCACGCUGAGAAAACGGAGUCAGAAUUAAAGUCUUGCCAAACGGAUGUGGAAGCCAAGACAAAACAAUUGGAGUCAGCUAAUGGAAAUCUGGAGAAGGAAGCCAAGAAGUUGGCCAAUCUGCAGGAACAGAUCACCAAACUUAAAUCCGAUGUGGAGGAGACCCAGGCAGCUCUCACCUCAAGUCAUACGGAUGUGGAAUCCAAAACUAAGCAGCUUGAGGCCGCCAAUGCGGCUCUGGAAAAAGUCAAUAAGGACUAUGCUGAAUCCCGAGCGGAAGCUUCCCAUCUGCAAGAUCAGGUGAAGGAGAUCACCGAUACCCUACAUGCUGAGCUCCUGGCUGAACGCUCCUCCUCCAGCGACCUUCAUACCAAACUCUCCAAGUUUUCGGAUGAAUUAGCCACGGGACAAAAGGAACUGACCAGCAAAGCCGAUGCCUGGAGCCAGGAGAUGCUGCAGAAGGAGAAGGAACUGCAAGAGCUACGACAGCAGCUUCAAGAUAGCCAAGACUCCCAAACAAAGCUGAAAGCGGAGGGAGAAAGGAAAGAGAAAUCUUUGGAGGAAUCUAUUAAGAAAAUGCAGGAAGAAAUCAACAAGGCCAAGGCGGAAAAUCAAGAGCUAAGCACUGGCACGCAGGAGACCAUAAAGGACCUUCAGGAGCGUCUGGAAAUCACUAAUGCCGAGAUCCAACACAAGGAAAAAAUGGCCACCGAAGAUGCCCAGAAAAUAGCUGAUCUUAAAACUCUUGUCGAGGCCAUCCAGGUUGCUAAUGCCAACAUAUCAGCAACCAAUGCAGAACUUUCCACCGUCUUGGAAGUCCUUCAAGCUGAAAAGAGCGAAACGAAUCACAUAUUCGAGCUUUUCGAAAUGGAGGCAGAUAUGAAUUCAGAGCGGUUAAUUGAAAAACUUACUGGCAUGAAGGAGGAGCUGAAGGAAACCCAUCUUCAACUGGAUGAGCAGCAACAGAAGUUGAAGGACCUGGAGUUGAAGUUGGAUCAAUCGCAGCAGAGUGAACAGAAUCUGCAGCAGGAGUCCUUGCUUUCCAAGGAACAACUAAAGGAACUACAGCAGUCAGUCUCAGAACUUCAAGAUUCUCUUAAACAAAAAGAAGAACUUGUUCUAAGUCUAGAAGGCCAGCUUAAGCAAACCAGUAGCAUUAUAGAAGGUCAAAAGACUUCCUCCCAGGAAGUACAACUAAAGCUAGAAGAAGCUCAAAAGAAUGAAAAGGAUUUGCAAGAAGAAGGUGCCAAAUUAGUUGAGCAACUACAGGAUCUGCAAAAGACCCAGUCGGAACUCUCCGAGUCCCUCAAGAAAAAAGAUGAACUUGUACAGAAUUUAGAGGAUAAACUCAAAGAAAGCAAUACUCACUUAGAAACCCAAAAUUGUUCGACCAAGGAAACCCAAGUUAAACUAGAGGAGGCGCUAGAAAGAGAGAAAGUCUUGCAGGAAGGGGCUGCUAAAUUAUCCGGUGAACUGCAGCAAGUGCAACAGGCCAAUGGAGAAGUAAAGGAUUCUCUGGUAAAAGUAGAAGGACUCGUGAAGGUUUUCGAGGAAAAACUGCAAGCAGCUAACUCCCAGUUGGAAGCCCAACAGGCCACAAACAAAGAACUGCAGGAGUUGCUGGUAAAAUCACAGGAGAACGAGGGUAGCCUACAAGGAGAAUCUCUGGCCAUCACCGAGAAACUACGCCAACUGGAACAGGCCAAUGGGGAUCUUCAGGAGUCAUUGUCCAAAAAAGAAAAAAGCCUUAAAGACCUGCAAGACAAAUUACAAGAAAGUAAUUCUCUAUUGGAAGUUCAAAACAGAAGCCACAACGAACUCCAGGAUAAGUUGGAAAAAACCCAGCAAAAGGAAAGGAAGCUACAAGAAGAAACCUCCCAGUUAGCUGAGCAACUGAGCCAACUAAAGCAGGCCAAUGAGGAGCUCAAAAAAUCCCUCCAGCAAAAGCAAUCACUUUUGGAAAAAGGCAACGAAUUCGACACUCAGCUGGCGGAGUAUCAGAAAGUCAUCGACGAAAUGGAUGAUUCGGCCUCCGUUAAGUCCAAGCUGCUGGAACAGCUACAAAAUAGAGUUGCGGAACUGGAGGCCGCUCUCCAUCAAGCCAACGAAGCCCAAAAGACUGCUAAUCAGGAGACCAAGGAACUGAGGCGCCAGCUGGAAUCGCUGGAAUUGGAGAAGUCCAGGGAGAUUUUGACCCUCAAGUCUCAGAUGAAUGGAGCAGGGAGCCGGUCAGGAAAGGGUGAUGAACUGGAGUCGCUUGACACCGAGACAAGUCUUGCCAAGAUCAACUUCCUUAACUCAAUUAUUGCCGACAUGCAGCAGAAGAAUGAUGCACUUAAGGCUAAAGUCCAGACCCUCGAAACCUUGCCAAUGGAUUUCACCAAACCCCAUGCCUUCGAUGUGCUGACCAAGCGGAAACCGGCGCCCAGACUUUUCUGCGACAUCUGCGAUGAGUUUGAUCAGCACGAGACGGAAGACUGUCCCAUCCAGGCUAGUGAGGAUCGGGACUACUCCCCGCCGCCAUCCGAGGCCAAUAACAACGAGAAGGAACGCAAGCUACCUGCACCCAGGAAAUACUGCGAUUCCUGCGAGGUCUUUGGCCACGAUACGAGCGAAUGUGCCGACGAUGAAACCUUUUAG
Messenger RNA from Drosophila takahashii, 4050 nucleotides. NCBI's taxonomy places the organism in Eukaryota, Metazoa, Arthropoda, Insecta, Diptera, Drosophilidae. The record is from RefSeq and is a predicted model, not a curated record.